AUGCUGCGCAUAGUGUUUAAGAUAACAUUUAUAAUAUGUUCUAUAAAUGUUACUUGUUUGUUCCAGGUCAUGGUAUGCUCCCUGGCGAUCGGCAGUUUAGCCAUAGAUGAACAUCGUCCAAAAAAGAAAACAGAAGACCGCGGUAAAAGGAACCUAGAGUACCAAAUCUCUCAUCAUUAUUCAAGCUUCCCGUCGUCGUACAGAUUGGAAAGAAGGAUAGCAACGAGUCCCCAGUACCAAAUUCCAUCACAGUACUAUUCCCGACCAUAUCGUAAAGGUAGACCACAAUCUUAUCCUGUUCCCCCUUAUGCUGUACAAAUGGAACCUCUUAUCCAUUAUUCUCAAAGAGAUCCUUUGUAUGAUACUAACAUUUUGCCCGUAGAUCCACACAACGAAGACCUACUAACAGAAAAUAACCAAAUCCAGGAGAACGUCGAUAGGUAUGGUGGAUACCACAAACCCCGUAUUGUUGAAAGGCCCGUUUACAUUAAGGAACCUGAACCAAUCAUUGAAAUUAUCAUUAAAGAAUCUAAUGUCUCUUUGCCGGCACCACCUCCUCCUCCACCCCCACCUAAAAAGAAAAAAGAACAAGUUCAAGUUUUCUACGUCAAAUACAAGAAAAAUCCUGAUCCGUAUGGAAAAGAUAGCAUUAUUUACGAUAAACCAGUACCUGCUAUUGCUCCAGAAAUUCCUGAAGACGAACCAGAAGAAGAACCAGCGCCAUACUCGUAUCAAGAAACAGCUACAGCUCCUCCGCCACCCAGUACCACACUUAGAACUAUUAUUAAACCUGACUCCGAAGUCUAUCACAGUCCCAGUGGUGUCAAAGUAACAUUCGGUAAAGAGGGAUUUGAUUAUGAAAAAAGAUCAAGUAAACCUGAAGACUAUGUGCCCCCACAAACAUCUGGGGUAUUACCUCAGGGCAGGCAGUUAUCGUCAUUUUCUAAUGCCUAUUUCAAAAGGCCAACUUCUAGCAAUUUCCAAUCAAUACCUCCAGGUUUCAGAUCUGAUGUAAGACCAGAUUUUAGACCUGAUAGUAGAGCCGUACAACCUUACAGAACUAUAAACUUGCCACAAAAUAAUUAUAAGCCAUUUGGCAGACAAACUUCACCUCCUCCACAACAUUCACAACAGUCCCCAAAUUUCUCAUUUCAACCUCCACAAUUAGGGUCAACAUUCAACAGCUUUUCACAGCAAUCAACAUCAUCAUCUCCACAAUUCGGACAUAGCAUUUCACAUCCACCACCACCUAGAUUCCAAUCAAAACCAAAUCUUCCUCAAACAAGACAACCAGUUCCAUAUAAACCAUUUGACAAUUUAAGACCACAACAACAGUUCUCACAACCUCCUGCACCAUCGCAACCUAUUCAGUUCAGGCCUGAGACACGAUUCCCAUUACAACCUCUUCCUCUGCCAGAACAUGCUAAUUUUAAUAAUCCUAGAUUUAACCAACAGUUUAAUAGCGGCGAAAUCCCUCAACAUUCCCAACAAAAUUCUCAAAAUAUUCAACAAUUACCAAAUAUCCGAACUCAACAAAACUUUAGAUCUCCUCAAAACAUACCACAAAAUUUUCCAAAUAAACCCAUUCCUCAAUACCACCAACAACAAAAUUUCCAACAGCAAUCUCUCCCACAUCAACAUCAAGCAACUUUCCAACAACAACCCACAUUCCCACAACAGCCUACAUUCCCACAAUCAUCAUUCUCACAACAACCUACAUUCUCACAACAGCCUACAUUCCCACAACAACCUACAUUCCCACAACAAUCUCUUCCACAUCAUCAGUCUACAUUCCAAAAACAACCUACUGUACCACAAGCACAGCAUCAACAGAUCCUACAACAUCAGCAACAAAAUAGCCAACAACACACAAACAAUUUGUCUAACCAACCAUUCCAACAUCACAAAAAUCAUCAGUUCUCACCUUCACAACAACAAACUAAUCAACCUCAACCGAAUAUAUUUAGGAACUCGGAAAAAGGGCAAAAUUUCCAACAACUAAAUCUACUUCAGAAUGAACAAAAUAUAUUUAGAAAUCCUGAGAAACAACAAUUCCAAACUAAUCAACAAAAUGAACAUUUAAGUAACCUACAAUCUGCCCAAAACAUUUUACCUCCAGGAGGGCAACUGAUACCAUCAGUGUCUAAAUUUGAACAACAUAUUUCUUCUGUAGAGACGGUUCCAUCACAAAAUUUAAGUCCAGAACAAUACCAACAAAAAAUAAUUCAACAAUUUAAUCAAAACAGUGUUUCACAAGAACAAAGCAGCCAGGAGGUUUUGAGUCGACAGCAAACAUCAAGUCAUCAAAAGAGAAUUUUAGAAGAUCAGAAACAGAAAAAUCUAGAGAACUACAUCCAAAACUACUCACCAAAAUCAAAUUUUGAAGAACAAGGGCAUCCUCAUCAGAAAGCUAUAGAUCAACGAAAUCAACUUCUAGAAGAUAUCGAAAGACAACGACAACAGCAAGAACAGUUAAGACAAUUUUACCAGCAGAAUCCUGAUAUUAAACAAGAUGUCUCAUCUAACUAUGUAAGCACACCUCAACCUGAAUACCAAGUAUCCAGAAAAAACGUUGAAGUAAGCAGCACACCUGGGUACCAAGUCCAGUACCAAUCUUCAAGUAAAUCUACAACAACCACUGCAGCACCACCAUCUACAACAACGAAAGAUCCGAAAGUGUUGGAAGCACAACUGCCUGAUGAAGUUCCUGAAGACCUAAGACAGCAAUUACUUUCUUCUGGUAUUUUAAAUAACGCUCAAAUAUCUGUUUUAGAUUACGAUAAAGUGGGUGAUAUUCCUCUAUCUGAUUUACCACCUGACCAACUGGCUAAUUUCUAUGGAGCUGGAGGUGCUUCACAACUAGCGGCUGCUGGCGCAGGUAGUGACCCAGUUCCCGCGGUGGUCCGUAAAGACGGUACUAAAGUUGAGGACCAUGUAGAAUUCGACGAUCAAGAACCAGAGUUCGCCGCUUCCGAAUACCGACAACAGAUCGUGGCGAGCCCCCUUGUUUCAGCUCCGACGCCCUCCGGUGUUGAGAUGAAGGUGGUACGGUAUGAUCCGAAGACGCACAAAGGACAGCAGGUUCAGGAAAAGUAUGUCGAAGAGGAGGCCCAGCAGGUGAAUCCGGUGAUAUUAAAUGAUAACAGAUAUAACAGGUACCUCCCUUUAAAAAUAAAUGGAACUCAAUUUCCGAUACCAGAUGUUCAAGAAUUAAAAGGCAGAAAAAUUUCGAGCGUCGUAGUACUGGCGCCCAUUAGUUACGAUUUUUCUUCAGAAAGAAAAACUAGAGAAACUACCAGAGAAUUAUCGAAAAAAUCCAGUGAUAUCGACUUUAUUCAAGGAACAGCUCUCAAGGAAUUACUGACUGAUCCUUCUUCAGAUAAUUUCAUCAAAUUUCUCGAAAAUGAAAAUAGAACGAGCAGCGAUAAACAAGCAGUAAUUUUGUUAGUUGCAGAUCUUGGUUCUUCUACAAAAGACAAAGAAAUCUUCAUGUACGAUGUCGCAACCCAAACAGUUAGCAAAUUGAACGGUGAACUGUCGUCCGCCUUCGUCGAAGCUGCUGAAGCUAAUUCCGAUGAUACAGAAGUUGCAGCAUCAGAAACAGUGCCGAUAAUUGACCCACUGCAAGAAGAAGAUAUGGAGACUCAAGCUUCAGAACAUCUAGAAUCCUUCGUUGACAUCUCUGGACAUCCAGUUGACGAUUUAAUGGCUAUGUCCAGUUCAAAUUUUGUUAACAAACGGAAUUCGUAAAAAAGACUGGUCGUUCCUAGGAAUAAAUAAAUUUUUGUAAAUAUUUCCUUAGUUGGAAAAAAUUUAAAGAAACUUGCGACGAUAAAAAUAACUAAAUUUCAAACGUUGGUGGCAUGAUAUUUUUCCUAAACCUUACUUUAAUUUUGCAGAUGUUUGAAAAUUUUAAUUGAUUUUGAAAACAAAAAGAGAAACAUCGACAAUUUUAGAAUAAGAUUUAUAAAAUAUACAUUUUUAGUGUCUUAAAACUUCUUAAAAAUUUAGUGCCAUUUUAAUUUCUUGUAUAUUUUUCUUUAGAUAUGUAGAUAUAAUAGAAAAAUGGUGGUAAAUUACAAUUUAAAUCAUUCAAAACAUAUUAUUUGAAUAUACGAGGAAUUUCAAUAAAACCUACCCACCCCUAAAUAAUUUUAAAGGUUAGACUUUUAUAAAAAAAAUCCAAAAAUAAGUGAAAAAUUCUAUAAAGGGGACGUCUAAGGAAAAGCAUAGAAGAAAAAAGGAGAAAUGGGGGAAAAAACUUCCUAACUUUACACCUCAGCUAUACAUUUUUGAAAUAAAAUAUUAGAGGAGAGUAGAAAAAUGCAAUGGUAUACAAUGUGUUUCAAUAAGAAAACAUGGGGUGGGCAUAGGGAGUAGAGUGAGUAUGCAUGAGCAUAAAGAUGUCCUUCUUAUUUUUUGUAUUUUUUCAUAAAUGCCUCACCUUUAAAAUUAUUUAGGGUGAAUAGUUUUCAUUAAAAUUCUCUGUAUAUAUUAGAUAAUUUCUGUCGCAUUUCAAAUUUCAACGUAUCGACUAGCCCGAUGCUGUAGUCGCCACUUUUAAAUAAAGUACAUAAUAAAAUAAAUGUUUCUAAAGUAGGCCUUGGAAAAAAUCACUCAUGUAGGUAUUAUUUUUUUUUUACUUUUUUAAAUGACAGAAUAUAUUUGAUUCAGAAGUUACCACAUGCAUGACUCAUAUGUAUACGUUGACCAUAUUUUUUUUUUUUGAAAAAAAGUACAGUAAGAUUGUUUUUGAACGCAUUCGCCAUUUUAUAGAAAUAUAAUGUCAACAUUAAGUAAAACACCAAAUAUGUUAAUUUAAAAAUACAAUUUUUAUUAAGUAACAUAAGCAAAUAACAUAAAAAAACUUAAAUGUUACUAAGACUUUUCCGCUGUUGUACUUGGCAAUUAAUUAUCUUUUCUGACAUCCCCUUUUUUAAACCAAUCGAUUUUUCUGAACCCAAUAUUGAUUUGAGCAUAGAUGGGUUACUGUGAAGAAAAUGAAACAUUUCGUUACAUGUUUCGUCGAAAUUUGUGUACACCUGCCUGACUUUACAGUGAAAACACUCAUUUGAGAUUUUUCGGCACUCCAGUAAUUAUUAAUAAAAGAAAAUAAUCGAUCAACAGCAGCGCUAGUACUAUAUCAGGAAGACAGAACACAAACUCGCACAACUUUUUCAAGUUAAUCAACUUGUCACUAUCUGCAUCAAGACAUUUAAACAUUUUAACCCACCGAUCCUCACUAUUUUUAUCUUCGCUAUUCCAUUUGUUGAUUUUUUCAAUAGAUAAAAAGUUAAUUAAUAUUCCGACUUCAUCAAAAAGCUGGUCUUCAUUUAAUACCUCCACUAAAUUCGCUCUAAAGGUCUCCACAGAUUAAGAAACAUCAUUCCAAUUAAAUUGACGUCGUAAACCUGCCCAGUUAAAUAACUUUAAUUCUCUUAAAUUUGAACUCCAAUUGUUCAGAUAGGACACUCAAUUUAAAUAAAAUAGUUGCACUUGAGUUUUAAAAUCCUCCAUAUUGCUUUGUCCAUCAUUAUUUAGUUUAAAAAGGCAUUCUCUUACUUUGAGUGCAAAAAUACCUCAUUUAAACGAUGUUCCAAUUUAUUUUUUAGUGUAAAAUAUUCUAAAGCUGCUUCUGUUGCGCUUACUUUGUUGCCUUCGAUUUUGGUGAUUCCUUCAUGAAAUUGGGAAGCUACAUUAUGUACGAACCACAUCCACACUUCUAAUACGGGAUUAUUAAAAAAUUGUUUAAUAAUCGUUGGGCAGUUAUCAAUUGACUGAAAAUAAAAUUUCAAUGGUUCAUACAUUUCAAUUGCCGGCAUCAUAUUUAAAAAUCUUGUUUUGGAAAAUGAUAGGAUUUUUUUAUAUUCGCAAUUUACAAAAUUAGCAAAUGAUUUAAGUUUCGUUACCAUGACAGUGUAAAUAUAAAACACAGUGUCUAGGUACACGCUAACUUGUACCCAAUUCAAAAAGUUAUAUACAGGCGAAACGUCUUGACAGAGUAGGUGAGCUGUGUGCAGGCCGGUGUUACGCCGGUCGGCGUAGCUAGGUAUAGAUUAAAUUUUUUUUGUGGCUGCGAAGCCGCCGCCCUACAAGUAGUCGUUGAUUCGUUUUCUUGUUGCCACGGCAUUAUUAUUAUUAUUUAUUCAUGUAUGUGAAAUUUGCUUCUAAGGUUUAUAAAAUACUACUACUAUAGUCACGGCGUAAAUGAAAACAAACAAGGCGCAUUCACACAAACACCUCCCACCACAGCAAUAUGACGUUUCGCGUGUAUAUAAUUUGUUGAUUCGUGUACACUUUAGCGUGUACCUAGCAACAGCGAAUAUAAAAAUGUUUAAAUAUUUUUACUGCAAAUACUUCAAUGUCUAUUGGCAAAACAUCAGUAGCAUUUUGAAUGCAAUUGUUCAAAAUGUGUGCUGUACAUCCCACACCGAUUAAAGAUUUGUCACACGAAUUGUUAAGUUUAGUGAAUAAAUUAUUUGUUUCUUUUCUUUUAAUCCCACCAAAAUUAGUAUUUAUAUUAUCUGCUGCCAAUCCAAUAACCUUAUUGGAGAUCUUGUAUUUUUCUAACACCUCAAAAACGUAAUUAUGAAGUUGGUCGGAUGUUUCACCCGGUAGUUGACAUAAGCGUAAUAAUUUAACUUCUAUACUUUUCUCACUAUCGAAAGAACGCACUAGUAAUGGAACAAGUUUUAUGUCACCAUGAUUUGAUGAAUCCAUAAUGAUGCUAAUAAAAUCCACCUUCUUCAUAGACACGUCCAAUCGGAAUUUUGAUUCUUCUGCAAAUAUAUUUUUCACUAAAACUCUGCAUGUGUUUAAUAGUAUGAUAAGCAAAUGUUCCGUCUUUGGCAGCAAUCAUCAUGUUUUCGGAGCUAACUUGUGAUGAACUGAUGACUUAAAAAAAGUCUGCAACUUGUUACUUAUUGUCGAUGCGUUUGCCGCUAGUUUAUGUUUCUUUUUUAAUAAAUGGGCUUUGAUAUUAUUUCGACCACUAUUUGAAAUGCCUACUUCACUCUUGCAAAUUUCGCGGUAAACGAUAUCCGAAAUCGUUCUUGAUUUCGGUUUCAUAAACGGAUAGUCUCUUUGUAACUCCGCAUUGAAAUGGCAUUUUCGUCUUAGCGGCGACAUAGUUGGAGAGCUCGCUUUUACGUAAAACUAAAUACUUUUGAACGCAUGAAGUAAGAAUACCUAGGUAAUAUUCAUGUAGCAACACUACACCAUACUUGACUAUACUGAUCAACAAUUAAUAACGCCAAAGUCUUCACUCACAUAAAACAAGUUCUACCACGAACGAAUUUAAACCUGCAUAUGAGUGAGACGGAUAACGACGUUAACGUAUCGCUUGCGUAUAUGACGACCAGUGUUGCCAGAUAUAGCAUAAUUAUCGAAUUGUA
Molecule: messenger RNA, 7394 nt
Organism: Psylliodes chrysocephalus
Lineage: Eukaryota; Metazoa; Arthropoda; Insecta; Coleoptera; Chrysomelidae
Source: the annotation of a GenBank genome assembly